UUAGAAAUUGCGAAUCAUAUUGCAAUCAAAUAUUGCAAUUGCAUAUCAAAAAUACUUUUAUUCUUUAAUGCGGACGGCAAUAUAUUCUACAAUAAUAUUUAAUAACAAACUGGAUUGACUUUAUCUAAAUGACUAUAGAUCUAAAAUAUAUUUAGACCUACAUGUAUACACAACUAAUUAUAUAUGCUGAACUCAGUAAUGCAUUGAAGAUAAGUGAUAAGGCCAUUGGCAAUUAUUAGCUUUGCAGGUACGUAAUUCGAAAAGUUUGAUAAAGUUACGCUGACAUAAGUUGAAAAAAUUGGGUAGUGCGGGUCUGGUUUUUGAAGAGAACCUUUUACAUGUGUAACUUAUUAUUGAAAAUUAUUUACUUGAAUGUAAUUAGUUUCGGUAAAUGAAUUUGUGACAUAUGUGCCGCACAAACAUCAUUCUCUAAGUCGAUUACAACGAAAAAUAUUAUCUAGAUCUAAUGUUUACGAUAUUUAGUGGAAUUGAAUUUCUGUUAGUUUUUUCAAGAUAUCUCUUAGUAGCAUGUAUUGAAUUAUAUUAGUGUCUAAAAAGAUUUUCUAGAAUACCUACUGAUAUAUCUUGCGAUAAUGUUAUUUCAUCAGGCUUUUAAUAUAGUAUUAAAAUGAUUUGAUUUUGAUAUUCUGCUCGGAACACUGUUAGUUUUUUAUGAUAUCGAGAAAUUUUUACUUCAAAAGUUCAAUGCAUAAACGCAUCAUGCACAGGUAGAUAUGCAAAAAUAUGAAUGUUAGAUUUACUUAGUAUUUUGAAACAGAAUUGAUGAAACACUGAUUUCAUCGGUCUCUUGUCGUCAGCUAAUACUAUCAUUUCCUGAAUCAAUUUCCCCAACUUUCUUAUGCAAGCAUGACACGCAUAACAGAUGAAAUUCAUUACCCGCUCACAUACGUGGAUCUAGCUGUGUGGGUAUCAAUAAUGCAAUCCUAAUUUCAGAUUUUUCAUACAAGUGUAUGUAUAAUCUGCCAUUGCCCUCAAAUGUAACGUAAGAUCUUCCAUAUUCGUAGUAGCGAGUAUAACAGCGCCAUGCUAUACCGCGAUAAACGGAAAAUAAAACCAACAGCCUUUAAGGCUGUUUCUUACCGCCACACACACUCACACACACGCUCCCAGUUGCCUCACUUACUAAACUCUUGCUCAAACAGGCAAGCUAUUUUCAUCAAACCAGUUUGGUUUCUUAAAAAUAGUUAAUGCAACGAUAGAGAUGGCAUGGGAACCAGCUCUCAGCCACAUUGCAAAGUGGUUGUUGAACAGAGAGAACCUCCGCCUCCCGCCAGGUAGGGCUCGCCCCAGGACAACAUGCCAUGCAAGGCUAACGCAUCAAAACAAAAUAGUCCAUGAAAAAAUAGUUUACUACCUGGCUGGGAAGAGCAGUAAAUAACCCGUCAGCCCAGUCUUUUUGGCUUACCCUUUUUACAAGACUCUAAUCUUUGAUACACUUUAUGUAAAUUUAGAAACGACUUAAGGCAGUUAAGUUCUAUAAAUAGAAAGCAUGGUGCUUGCAAAAAGUUUUCAACCCAUUCUAGGAAAACCUGAUACUUAUUCAUUGGUUUGAUUGUGAACUGGCUAGAAUUCUGAACAUCUAUUUAGAUUAAAUGAUGGAUAAUUUGAGAUGCUCAAGUAAUUAUUCUUGAGAAUGAAAUUGAUAAGUCAUUAGAAUACAAUCUGUUGUAGAGGUGAAAUUGCAAAUUUUUUCGAAUAUAUAGGAAAUAAUAUUUUACAUGAAAACAAAUGUACGAGGCCACUGCAAAGAGAUGAUAUAAGAUGACUGCACAAAUAGUAAAUAAUUUUUUAGUAGAAGAUAUUACUGUUACGCUAGACCCGCUAAACACAGUCAUUGAUGUACAUAAUGCGGAAUGAGUUUACGACUGUAAUAAAUAUAGUAGCCUGAGAUAACAAAACAAUCCGACUAUGCAUUAAAAAAUUUUAUCGCCAAAAAUAUCAAAAUGACUAGAUGAAAAUGCAUUAGAGAUCUAUCAGAUAUAAUCACUUGAAUAAAUAUAGAAAGAGUCACACAAGCAUUGUGAGAUUGUCAGGCAAUAUUAUUACAUCGUGACGCUAUCAUUAAAUCGAGCAAAAAAAUUACCAGAUUGUGUGGGUGGGACUUAGAUGUGCAAACGGUAAGUAAAGCCUGCAGAUGCCUCAUGCACCCCCUCCGGCAAGCAUAAAGGUGAAGUACAAUGCAACAGUGGCACAUAGAAAGAGAAGCAAUCAGCCCUGUUGAGUAAACACAAUAGAUAGAUGAUACGUGUGACCAUGCUGGCUAAUAUUGGUUACUCAAGUUCAAGACUGGGUUGUUCUCCGUAUCCCGAUGAAGCAGAGUAGAGUGAAGGGGAUACGAAGUGACGCUUGGAAGCCUUGUUAAGAACUUGGUAGUGGAAUGGUUCAUCGGUCGUUGUUACCUGAAGAAGAAUCUCCCACCCUUCAGCAAAUCUCCCCAAUCCACUACCUGCAGAGUGCUGCUGCGAACCUUCCUCUUCAGACACCGUAUCGAAACUCCAGGUGCUGAAAGUAUGGUCAAUCAGAGUGACUUUUGCUAGCAGCGUCAUGUAUGUACCUACUAAAAGAUAAACAAACUUCCCACUUAGAACGAGGUUGUUGAAGGUAUAAAAAACAACUUGAAACGAGUUUUGGGUACUGUUGGAUAACAUAUUGCUUAUGGUACUUCAGCUUGCAACCAGAUUUUCUAAUUGACUAUGGCAGUAAAAGCAAAAAAAACGAAGCUGGUACCUCCUGACGGAGGCUGGGGCUGGGUCGUUUUAUUCUCAGCAUUAACUGUUAACUUUCUUAUCCCUGGAACUGUGAAGUCGUUCGGUGUGCUGUUUGUAGAAUUUUUGCAAGUUUUCAAAGCAUCCCCUACAGCAGCGUUAUGGAUGCCAGCACUCUGCUAUUUUUUAUAUAGUUUUUUAGGUCCGUUAUCAAGCAUUCUGUCGAUGAAAUAUUCUUACCGAACUGUUACGCUUAUUGGUGGUACAUUUGCUGCAGGAGGAAUGAUGCUGAGUUAUUUCGCAAAUUCCGUCAGUUAUCUUUAUCUCAGUUAUGGAGUAAUGGUUGGCAUUGGAGCAGGUUUAUCAUUUCCUCCAACAGUAUACAUAGUUACCGCUUAUUUUGAAAGAUUACGGGGAUUUGCUAACGGGCUCUGUAUAUCCGGAAGUGCUAUUGGGACUAUUGUUUUACCACCUUUCCUACAGUAUCUACUUGAUCAUUUUGGAUACAGAGGAGCUGUAUUACUCAUGGGUGGUAUCACCUUAAAUACAUGGAUUUGUGCUCUGUUAUAUCACCCUGUUGAACAACACAUGAUAAGAGUUCCUAUUACGCCGGAGGAUGGAGUGGAUAACGAAGCAUUGACUUUGGACGAAAUGCCCAGUAAUAAGAAAUCGAAUAACAUUUUAAAACAAGAGAGCUUCAAAUCCACUAAUGAAAUUGAUAUGUCAAUUUCUGGAAAUUUGCAUUUCCUGAAUUUGGCCCAAGCACUAGAGGGAGUUCAAAACUCUUCACUUAUCAACGAAAGAAACGAGGGAUUCGAUGAAAAAGAAGACGUAAAAGUUAACGAAAGUUCUGAUAUUGCUACAAACGGAAUACGCAAUACAGCAUUUGAUAAUUCCAAUGUAGAACCUAAAGACAAUAUUGUGACUGGCAAGAGUGUGAACAGUGCUUGUCCCAAUACACCGCACAUAAGUAGAAAUAGUUCAAUGCGACACAGCUGUUUAAAUUAUGAAAAUUAUCGUGUCUCUCGUCAACAUAGCAUUGUUUCUGAAAUGGGUACUAUAGCUUUAAACCAAAGAUUAAAUGUUCCUGGAAUGUUCAAGUGCCUCUUCAAAACCCAUUCGUCUAAAAGGAAAAAUACCACAGCUGCAGAUAUAGAACAAGUAAAACAAUCCAACAGCAAUGACUCGGAAAGCGAAGCACCAAUGAAAGAUAAAAAAAAUUUCUUUGAUUUUAGCGUCUUGAAAGAUCCAAUUUACCUACUUAUCCUCAUUUCAAACUCCACCUCUGCAAUAAGUAAUACGAAUUUUAUGAUAUUAUUACCAUCAUAUGCAAUAUCGCAAGGCUUUGAUAAAAAUAUGUCAGCUCUAUUACUGUCCAUUGUUUCUGCCUUAGAUUUGGUUGGGCGCAUAGGUGGAUCAUCCUUAUCAGACAUCGAUUUUAUACCAAAGUAUUACUAUUUUGUGGGUGGACUUGGAAUGAGCGGUAUUGCCUUAGCUUUACUUCCUAUGGCCACCAGUUACACAAUGCUAUCAUUUUUUUGUGCUUUGUUUGGACUUUCGUCGGGAAUGUAUAUUGGAAUAACAACUGUGAUUUUAGCAGAUAUGCUUGGCACUGAGAAAUUAACAUCGUCUUAUGGGAUUUCUUUGUUUGUCAAUGGUGUGCUUCAGCUGAUUGGUCCACCGCUUUGUGGCGUAAUUUUUGAGCAAAUUGGUUCAUACAAACCAAUAUUCCUAGCAUUUGGAAUUAUACUGAUAUUGGGGACUGCUUUAUGGGCGCUAUUUCCCAUGAUAAAGCGAAACCACAGAAAAGAAAUAGAUAGCGAAUAGACGAAUUUAUCUAGACAACUAGACACAAUUAUGGUAAUUCUAUAAUUUUUUGUUAUAGAUUUGGACACAAACCUUAUUUUUUAACUCAUAGCUAUAAUUUUUAAUCCAUACGUUUAUGUAUUCGACUCUCAAUCUUUUAAUCCCUAAACAUAUCCCUAGUAUUAAUUCUGUAACUGAUCGUGUUAUGGGAAUCUUUCUGAUUACUGCAAAAAGCACUUAUUUUAUUGUAUGACAAAGCAUAUUGCAUUUUGCUCCUGUAUAAGGAUUUUGCACUGUUGAAUUGCACUUAAGUUAGCGUAAGGUAAUAGCAUGAAUGCAGUUAGUUGAAUUGACAUUAAAUUUUUUAUUUACUGAUUCUGCACAGUUAAAUUCGUAUUUAUUUCUAGUCAUGUAUAUUUAAGAAUGUACAAACACAUGAAGCCGUCCGUCACUUGUUGAUACUCCUUACCUUGUGUAGUAACUAGUAAGUAGGAGGAACUAUGAAGGGUAAAAUUUAUCCACCAUAAAAGUAAAAUUUGCUAUGUACUUCAAGAGUAUAAUAAAGUACUAAUCGCCAUCUGAUGGAUUUACAUUCGAA
Neodiprion fabricii is the source of this 5130-nucleotide messenger RNA. Its product is annotated as monocarboxylate transporter 13-like. The record is from RefSeq and is a predicted model, not a curated record. Gene Ontology annotation, biological process: transmembrane transport; monocarboxylic acid transport. NCBI's taxonomy places the organism in Eukaryota, Metazoa, Arthropoda, Insecta, Hymenoptera, Diprionidae. Gene Ontology annotation, molecular function: monocarboxylic acid transmembrane transporter activity. The transcript has 6 exons. The coding region runs from base 2715 to 4553 and encodes 612 amino acids.